Molecule: messenger RNA, 798 nt
Organism: Arabis nemorensis
Lineage: Eukaryota; Viridiplantae; Streptophyta; Magnoliopsida; Brassicales; Brassicaceae
Source: the annotation of a GenBank genome assembly
AUGGGGAAAAUCAAGAAAGUGAAUCGUAGGUCUCACAUUGCUACUCCAUAUCCAUCACCACCGUCUUGUUGCAAGAAAGAAUGGGCAGGCACAAACUGUCCGGUGUGUUUGGAGUCUCCACACAAUGCUGUUCUUCUCCUGUGUUCGUCUUACCACAAAGGAUGUCGUCCUUAUAUGUGCGCAACCAGCAGCCGUUUCGCCAACUGCCUUGACCAAUACAGGAAAUCAUACGGCAACGAAGACUCGGACCAACCCGAGCUUUUGUGUCCGCUAUGCAGGGGUCAGGUGAAAGGUUGGACUGUCGUGGAAGAUGCUCGGAUGCAUUUCAACUCCAAGAGAAGGACUUGUAUGCAGGAUAACUGUAACUUUGUAGGUAACUUCCGAAAGCUCAAGAAACACAUGAAGGAGAAACACCCGCAUGCUUGCCCGAGAGCGGUUGAUCCAGCUUUAGAAACGAAAUGGAAGAGGCUUGAGAGGGAAAGAGACAGAAGAGACGUGAUUAGCACGAUAAUGUCAUCGACUCCUGGUGCUGUUGUGUUGGGAGAUUAUGUGAUAGAGCCGCAUAACCGAGCUGUUUAUGAUGAAGAUGACGAAGAAGAUUUCAGUUCGGAUGAUGACUCUCUGAGCAACGGGAUACUGGAUCUGGACUCAUGGCAAGGACAACGCCAUCAUAUUCGGUUUAUCGAUAUGGAAUCAACCGAUUUCGCUUCCACUUCACGAUCCCCUGCUUCUCCAUCUCGUGCGCUUCGCCGUAUGCUCUUUCAAAGGAACCAGAGAGGCGGCGAUAGAGGUCGGUAA